AUGGCGAACCCCUUGGGAGGCCUGCUUUUGCGCCUCGCGGCGCUGCUUUUCUUCUUCCGCAGCUGCCAGGCCAAAACUGUCACCUAUGAUUUCAACGUCACCUGGGUUAUUGCCAACCCGGAUGGUCUGUUCGACCGAAAGGUCGUCGGCAUCAACGGGCAGUGGCCCCUGCCUACCAUUGAGGUGGACAAGGGUGACCAGCUCGUCGUGAACAUGUAUAACGGUCUUGGGGACAAGAGUACCUCCAUUCACUUCCACGGGAUGUUUCAGAAUGGCACCAACAACAUGGAUGGCCCUUCUAUGGUCACCCAGUGUCCCAUCCCGCCGGGUAACUCCUUCACCUAUAAUUUCACCGUCAACCAAAAUGGAACCUACUGGUACCACUGCCAUACCGACUAUUGCUACCCGGAUGGCUACCGGCAAGCGUUGAUCGUUCAUGACACUGAAUCGUACUUCCACGAUAUGUACGAUGAAGAGUUUGUGCUCACGAUGAGUGAUUGGUACCAUACCUUGGUCGAGGACAUUGCUCCGCACUUUAUUACUCUCGCGAACCCGACGGGCGCUGAGCCUAUUCCGCAAGCAUUCCUGGUCAACGAUACGAUGAAUACCAGUAUACCUGUGAAGCCAGGGAAGACCUACUUGCUAAGGUUGAUCAAUGUGAGCGCCUUCGUCGCCCAGUACUUCUAUAUCGAGGAUCACACGUUCAAGAUCGUCGAGAUUGACGGGGUCUACGUUGACGCCGCCGAAGCCGACACGCUAUACCUUGGCGUUGCUCAGCGGUACUCAAUUCUCGUCACGAUGAAGAAUUCCACGGAAAAGAAUUACCCCAUCGUGACAGUCGCAGACUCCGUGCUUCUGGAUGUUAUUCCCUCCGACCUUCAGCUAAACUAUACCAAUUGGCUGGAAUAUAACGCGGAUGCCGCACACCCACAAGCCGUGAUGACCGUGGACACAUCAUCCGACCUCGUCCCAUUCGACGACAUCACCCUCGUCCCCCACGACAGAAUGGAACUCCUCCCCGACGCCGACCUGACCGUCGAGCUGACAGUGAUGAUGGCAGACCUCGACAACGGCGCCAGCUACGCGUUCUUCAACAACAUCUCUUACACCAAACCAAAGGUCCCCACUCUCUACACCGUGAUGUCGUCCGGGAAUCUCUCCACCAACGCCGAGAUCUACGGAGAGUUCACGCAUUCCGUGGUCCUAGGACACAACCAAAUCGUCGACGUCGUCCUGAACAACGGCGACACGGGCUCGCACCCGUUCCAUCUUCACGGACACAACUUCCAGCUCCUCCAUCGCGAGCCGUCAUACGGGGCACACUUCUACGAUUACGCAAGCGCGAGUACCCCCCCGCUCACCUACGAUCCAUCUGACCAUGCUGCAUUCCCUCCAUACCCAGCCCGUCGUGACACAUUCGUCGCCCCGCCGCACGGUAACUUCGUCAUCCGCUUCGUGGCCGAUAACCCGGGUGUCUGGUUCUUCCACUGCCACAUCGACUGGCACUUGGCACAGGGACUGGGAAUGUUGAUGAUCGAAGCUCCUACGCAAAUGCAAGAGCGGAUGACUAUUCCAGAAGGCGCAUACGAUACUUGCAGGGCUGCUGGUGUGGCCUACGAGGGUAAUGCGGCAGCCAACACGGAGGACUUCCUCGACCUUAGCGGACAGAACAAGCAGGUCGCCUGGCUACCCGCUGGCUUCACUGCCAAGGGUAUUGUGGCGAUGGUGUUCUCGUGCGUGUCUGCCUUCUUGGGAAUGGCGUUUAUUUCCUUCUACGGAGCUACGGGCAUCCAGUCUAAGAAACCAGAGGCAGAAGGGGAAAAUCAGGAGGGGUCGGCUCCGACGGAUAGCCAACGGCUGAGUCUGUAG
Molecule: messenger RNA, 1869 nt
Organism: Penicillium cinerascens
Lineage: Eukaryota; Fungi; Ascomycota; Eurotiomycetes; Eurotiales; Aspergillaceae
Gene: fetC
Product: putative ferrooxidoreductase Fet3
Exons: 1
Coding region: 1-1869 (622 amino acids)
Biological process (GO): reductive iron assimilation; cellular response to iron ion starvation
Cellular component (GO): high-affinity iron permease complex
Molecular function (GO): copper ion binding; ferroxidase activity
Source: RefSeq, a predicted model, not a curated record